AUGGAGGUCCGCCACCACGGGAGCCGCUCCUCCCCGCCGGCCAUGGAGGUCCGCUGCCGCGGGAGCCGCUCCUCCCCGCCGGCCAUUGAGGUUAUCUUAUCGACUACGCACUGGCUCCGUAAGUGGGCUAUCCUUCAACAGCCUAUUUCACAGGACGUGCUUGUGCUUGGUGCAGCCGCCAACUGCAAGGUACAGCUGCAGAAGCUGCCAGCCAUCUUCGUGUUCGGCGACGGCAUGCUCGAUGUCGGCAACAAUAACUACUUGAAUUCUACAGAGGAGUUUGGGGAACCUCUUCGGGCCAACAACUCUUACUAUGGCAUCGACUUCCCCAAGUCUGAGGCCACCGGAAGGUUCAGCAAUGGAUACAAUAUCGCUGACUUCAUCGCAAAGACUCUUGGACUCGGGAUCAGUCCUGCAGCUUACCUUUCAUUGCCGGUGCCAAUCAGCAUGGUGGAUUUUACUGGAGUGAACUAUGCUUCAGAAGGGGCCAGAAUUUGGGACAAUUUUUAUGCGGAUGACAGCACUCAGGUGACUAUACCAUUGCUGGAGCAAGUGGACAAAUUUGUGGCCACGAAAGCUCAGAUGGAGCCCAAGCUGGGCGGCAGUGAGCUGAAGAAGUUGCUAUCCAACUCCAUCUUCCUGCUCAGCUUCGGCACAACGGACCUCUUCCACGUAUGGUACUUGCAGAACCUCAUGGCCAAGAACGACCAGACCAAUGUCCAGUACCUCCUCUCCUCCUACGGCGUCGGCAUCAAGGCCCUCUUCGACGCGGGCACGAGGAAGUUUGCAGUCAUCAACGUCCCACCCAUCGGGUGCACGCCGGUAGGUCAGAUACCGUGGGGUCGCCGUGGGUAUGUCAGUGGAAGGUGUGACGAGAGCAAGAACAAGCUCGCCAUGGAGUUCAACAACGGGCUCGGGCGCCUCCUGGCAACCUUCAGCUCCGAGCUCCAUGGCUUCCGGUACUCGGUUGCCGACCUCUACGGCUUCGCAAACGCUACCUUUGCGAACCCAUCAGCUGCUGGAUUUGUGAACACCAACACCCAAUGCUGCCCAAACCCCUGCAUGCCCGGUUUUGGCGGGCCAUUUGAGAACCGUUCGCAGUACUGGUUCUGGGACUACUCGUACCCGACGGAGAAGGCCGCCAAGCUAGCCGCUGCUGCAUUUUACGAUGGCCCGGCACGGUUCACCGUGCCCAUCAGCUUCAAGAAGUUGGUCCAGACGCCAGAGAAAAUGACGCCCGUUUUGCUUUCAUCAUGCCAUGUCCGGUAG
Molecule: messenger RNA, 1269 nt
Organism: Panicum virgatum (switchgrass)
Lineage: Eukaryota; Viridiplantae; Streptophyta; Magnoliopsida; Poales; Poaceae
Product: GDSL esterase/lipase At5g55050-like
Exons: 6
Coding region: 1-1269 (422 amino acids)
Molecular function (GO): hydrolase activity, acting on ester bonds
Source: RefSeq, a predicted model, not a curated record